Molecule: messenger RNA, 1122 nt
Organism: Strongylocentrotus purpuratus (purple sea urchin)
Lineage: Eukaryota; Metazoa; Echinodermata; Echinoidea; Camarodonta; Strongylocentrotidae
Product: G-protein coupled receptor moody-like
Exons: 1
Coding region: 14-1069 (351 amino acids)
Biological process (GO): G protein-coupled receptor signaling pathway
Cellular component (GO): membrane
Molecular function (GO): G protein-coupled receptor activity
Source: RefSeq, a predicted model, not a curated record
CAUCAGAAUCAAGAUGGACACCCAAACUGUAAACCUGGAAGGUACUACAUCUAUGGAACCACCUGAAGGCACAUCCUUUGUUUAUGAUACUAGGAGCCAAUUAGUUGUAAUCGUUGGUUCUUUACUCAUUAUCAUAGGAAUACUUGGUUCCUUUGGAAACCUGAUGGUCAUUCUGGCUGUCUCCCUCUGCCGAAAUCUGCAAAACAAAACCCAUGUGUUUGUGGUGAGCCUCAGCGUCGCUGAUUUUAUCACGGCACUGACCCUUCCAUUUCAAGGUUUCUCAGUGCUCUCUGAGACUGGAUGGCCUUUUGGCAAUGGGUUGUGCAAACUGUUUGGAGCCUUGCUUAUUUUUACGUUAGCAGUCAGCUUCUUUACUUUGGCUGCAAUAGCGGUUGACCGUUACAUCCACAUCACGAAGAGUAUGAGACUGCAACAGAAGAUCUACACUCGCAGUAGCAUUGCUAUCAUGGUAGCAUUCCUGUGGCUUUUUCCCUUCCUGGGGAUGGUUGUACCACAGCUAAUUCCUGCAACAGGUGGUAUAAAGUAUAGUCCUGACACGAGGACCUGUGGUUGGGACUUUGGGCAUCCCAUGCAUGGAGUGUUUCGAAACAUAACCUCAGCAUGCGCCAUGUUUUGCACCGCCCUGAUCAUCUUCUGCUAUGUUGCCAUCAUGCUCUAUGUCCGGAGGCAUAUCAGAGAGACAAGGGACAUACUGAGGGUAUCUUCUGGCAAUAUCAACAACCUAGUGGCAUCACCUACUGGAUCAAGUAAGAUGCAGAUUGACAUCACCAAGAACAUGGCGGUUGUUAUAGUGGCCUUCUUCCUUUGUCUUCUCCCUUAUUCAUGCAGUACCUACUUAUAUAAACCAGAAAUAUGUGCUUCUUUGUUCUUCUUUGUGCUUCUCACUCUUUCUACUUGUCUGAACCCUAUGAUAUAUGCUGUCAAGCAUCCUACAUUUAAAAAAGUUUUCAAGUGCAUGGUCUACUUCAGGUUCCAUGAUAUUCCUCGGCCAUCAGCAUGGCUCAAGAAUAUUCUCCGUGAAAGAAAUGUGGCUUCAUCUAGGGCUUAAUUUGUCAAUCUUUUGCAAAUCUUUCGGUACUUGGCACAGUUUUUGCACAUAAG